Messenger RNA from Dromaius novaehollandiae (emu), 1391 nucleotides. It is a transcript of the gene PPP1R1B, whose product is annotated as protein phosphatase 1 regulatory inhibitor subunit 1B. The record is from RefSeq and is a predicted model, not a curated record. Gene Ontology annotation, cellular component: cytoplasm. The coding region runs from base 582 to 1232 and encodes 216 amino acids. The transcript is spliced from 8 exons. Gene Ontology annotation, biological process: intracellular signal transduction. Lineage: Eukaryota; Metazoa; Chordata; Aves; Casuariiformes; Dromaiidae. Gene Ontology annotation, molecular function: protein phosphatase inhibitor activity.
UCUCGGUGGAAAUUUCCACGGGGAAAAACCACGGAGAGCCGCGCGCGUCCCAGGGUGCCCGGCCUGGGGACAGCAGCUCGCUCCGGGGACCCCGCGGGUCGGUCCCCACGGACGUCCCCCGCGUCCCCGCGCGGGUCCCACACGUCACCCCCGCCUGCCCCCCCGGGGAAACCGAGGCACGGAGGCUGCCGGGGCAGCGAGCGCCCCAUGUCCCCGCCGUCCCGCGUGUCACCGCCGCCGUGCCGCGGGGGCCCUCGCCCGCCCGGCCGCCGAGGGGUUAACGGGGGCCCCGGCGGGUUCGCCUGCCCCCCCGGCAGCUCCCCGAGGGCUCAUUAGCGGCGGCCCCCCUGCCCGCGGGAUGAAUAAUUCAGCGCGCUCGUAGGAGAGCGUCCUCCCUCCCUCUCCUUCCUCCUCCUCCUCCUCCUCCUCCUCCUCCUCCUCCUCGCGGCUCUGCCUUCCCGGCUCGCUGCGCUCAGUCGGUGCCGCGCGAGCCGGGCGCUGCCGAACUCCGCAGGGCGCGUGGCGGUGGUGGUGGCAGCGGCGGUGGCAGCGGUGGCAGCGGUGGCCCGCGAGCCCCCGCCAUGGACCCCAAGGACCGCAAGAAGAUCCAGUUCUCGGUGCCGGCGCCCCCCAGCCAGCUGGACCCCCGCGCCGUGGAGAUGAUCCGCCGGCGGAGGCCCACGCCGGCCAUGCUCUUCCAGCUCUCCGAGCACUCGUCCCCAGAGGAGGAGUCCCUGCCCUGCCAGCGCGCCUCCGGCGAGGGCUGCCUGCUCAAGCCGAAGAGGAGCAACCCGUGCGCCUACACGCCGCCCUCGCUCAAAGCCGUGCAGCGCAUCGUGCAGUCGCACCUGGAGGGCGGCCUGGCCGGCGGCGACAGCUCCGAGGGCGAGGGCGAGGGUGACGACGGCGAGCGGGAGCCGGGCCGCGCCGGGGAGCCCGACAGCGCCCUCGAGCCUGCCCCGGGGCGCCGGGCCCGGGCCGAGCCGCGGCUGCCGCCCGCCGCCAAGGCGCACCGGCGGAAAGGCGGGCAGAAGGUCUCCUUCGCCGCGGGCAGAGCCGAGGAGCUGCAGGCGCGGGCGGUGCCCGAGAUCCCCGAGGACCCCGAGGGCGGCGGCAGCGACGAGGAGGAGCCGGGCCCGGAGCGGGCCGGGGGCGGCGGCGGCGGCGGGCGCAGCGAGGAGCCCGCCGCCGCCGAGCGCCCGCCGCCGCCCCCCCCGCGGGGCGCCAGCUAGCCGCGACGGCCCCGCGCCCGCCCCGCCCGGCCCCGGGCGCUGUGCAUGGCCCCCCCGGACCCCCCCGGACCCGCCGGGGCCCCCCGGACCCCCGGGGCCCCCGCGGGUCCCCCCGCCCCGCAUCCAGCAUCGCCUGCGCAAUAAACCGCUGUACAGAGA